Molecule: messenger RNA, 2309 nt
Organism: Danaus plexippus (monarch butterfly)
Lineage: Eukaryota; Metazoa; Arthropoda; Insecta; Lepidoptera; Nymphalidae
Product: ornithine decarboxylase 2-like
Exons: 11
Coding region: 723-2045 (440 amino acids)
Cellular component (GO): cytoplasm
Molecular function (GO): ornithine decarboxylase activity
Source: RefSeq, a predicted model, not a curated record
GCUAGAUGGAAGUCACAUCAUAUCAUUGUUUGGACUAGUUAAUUGUUGUAUAUUUUAUUCGGAUCGAACUUGUUGUCGUAGCAGUUGGGUCUUCCCAAUUCUCUGAAUAUCGUUUAUAAAUGGUAAAUGGAGUGUUUCUGAGAAUAUGUUUAAUUUUGUAUAGGUCGUAGAGUAACAAAAUUUAUUUGACUGGAAAUGUGCAUACAUGUUGUCUCUUUCUCUUCUGUAAUUUACGAGGGACUCGUAAAUUGGCGGAUGGCCGAGUUGUUACCGACAUCUUAAUCCUUGAUAUGGAAAUAUAACAUUUUGUUUGUUAAAUGACGUUAAUAUUUAUAAUAACUUCUAAAUGUAUUAAAUUAUGACUACUUAACUUAUAUCGAUUUAAAGGAAAUGUUUUACCGAUUUAUUUUUGUAAAGGAGGGUAUUAUUGAAUUCUUUGAGUAUGGUAUGUUCUUUAAAAACGGAACUCGAUCGCUCACUCGCGUCACUUCACUGUUGGAUACCGAUCGAGACGGUUGUACUUGAAAGUAUAAAAGGUAUUUUCUUGUGGUCGGCUCAUCAGGUUAUAGCCUACCAAGUGCUAGUCAAAGCGUUGUUAGAGUGAUAAACUCCCAAAUACGGCUCCUGAGCGUGAUCGAAAGAAGUGUAUAUUACAUUUUCCAAACGUGAGUUGGCAGGUAUAGGCGCUGUUAUUCGAAGGGGCACAGGUUUUAAUUUGAAAAAUGGUGUAUGAAAAGAGAGUCUCAAAGGCUUUGGUAUUGGAAAACAAUACCGCUGAAGAUGUAGCUAGAGCUAUGAUAGAAAGUGGACUUCAGAAGGAGCCCUUCUAUAUAUUUGAUAUGGACAAGGCUUACCAGUUCAUACAGCAUUUCAGAAAAAUGAUGCCAAGGAUCAAAAUGUUUUAUGCCGUGAAAUCGAACGAUAGUUGCAUGAUGUUAAAGUUAGCCGCUGCACUCGGUGUUGGCUUCGAUUGUGCUUCACCGGGUGAAAUAUAUAGAAUAUUAAAACUCAAAGUAUCGCCACAGAGCAUAAUUUUAGCAGUUCCGACAAAAACACCGGAGUGGAUCUCAUAUGCAAGACAGUCCGGGAUUAAACACGCUACUUUCGACAACAUUUGCGAACUAAAAAAAAUAAAACAGUAUUGGCCAGAGGCAAACUUAUUACUGCGUAUAAGAGUUCACGCCGACAGUGUUUACGAUUUAGGAAAAAAAUUCGGUUGCGAUUUUGAAACAGAAGCUAUUGAUUUACUAGAAGAAGCUGCAGCGCUCAAUAUCCGGGUGGUUGGGGUAGCUUUCCAUGUAGGAAGUGGUUGUACAUCACCAGACAGCUAUGUGAUGGGACUUCAACAGGCUAAGCUAUUGUUCGAGCAUGAGGCUAAGGCGGGACGGAAAAUGGAAAUUGUUGAUAUUGGAGGAGGAUAUAUGAGCGAUAAAAUCGAUAGAAUAGACGAGGUGUCUAAGCUCAUAAAUAAGGCUUUGGAUGAACUCUUUCCUGAUCCAGAUAUCCAAGUGAUCUCUGAACCAGGACGUUACCUGUGCGAUAAAGCAUUUACUUUAUAUUGCAAUAUUAACACAGUGCGACAGGUACAAGUUGGUGACUCUUCUAUAAAUAUGUUGUAUUUGAAUGACGGAUUGUUUGGUUGUUUGCGGUACAAUGAACCGUGGCACACCGUCAGGCGGUAUAAGCAAUGUAAGGAAGGCGAACAAUGUGAACCAGUUAUUUUAUGGGGUCCAUCGUGUGACUCAGUGGAUCGUGUGAUGGAGAACGUUGAAGUUAUGUUACCACCUUGUACUGUUGAUGAUUGGCUCGUUUUCCCCAACCAAGGAGCUUAUACCAUGACUCUCGCCUCCGAUUUUUCUUCGUUACCAGAACCGCGUAUCCGAAGUGUUAUUUCACAGAAAUUGUGUGAAAAAAUAAAGGAGUCAGAAGUGUUUGAUUCAGAUGACUUCUUCAAACAAGACAUUUCAGAACCACUUCCAUCUAGCUUGCCACCACUUGUCAUUCAAUCGAAAGUUAUGGAUUCAAAUUAUACUUUGAAGGCUUAAAAAGAAUAUUAAAUUUAAAAAAUAUUGUAAAAGUUGUUAAUUAUUCUUUGAUAAAACAUAAAAAUAUUUAGUAUAACAUAAUAAUAGAAAAAUAAGUUGUUAUAAAUGCCAUUCGGUUUUUCUUAUAAAAGUGAUUUUGUUCUUAACAGAAUGGAAAUUAUAAUAAAAAUGAUAAACAGGAAUUACCUUUGACUGGCAUUUCCUAAUAAAUUAUGUUCAUGAAGUAUUGUAUGUUUAAAUAAAUCAAUGUCAUAAUAGUAAUAA